GACGGAUGGGGUUAGGUCCCAUCAUGGCGGCUGAAGAGGCGGAUGUGGAUAUCGAAGGGGACGUGGUGCCAGGCGCGGCACAGCCAGGAAGUGAUGAAAGUACAGCAUCUGUUUUACAAGAUCACUAUCUUGAUUCAUCAUGGAGAACUGAGAAUGGUCUUAUUCCUUGGACUCUGGAUAGCACCAUCAGUGAAGAGAACAGAGCUGUCAUUGAGAAGAUGUUGUUGGAAGAAGAGUAUUACUUAUCUAAAAAAUCACUUCCAGAAAAAUUCUGGCUCGAUCAAAAGGAAGAUGAUAAAAAAUACAUGAAGAGUCUACAGAAAACAGCAAAAAUCAUGGCACACUCUCCUACAAAACCAGCCAGUUACUCAGUAAAGUGGACGAUAGAAGAAAAAGAGCUGUUUGAACAAGGGCUGGCUAAAUUUGGCCGAAGGUGGACCAAAAUUGCAAAGCUAAUUGGAAGUCGCACUGUUUUACAAGUUAAGAGUUAUGCCAGGCAGUAUUUUAAAAAUAAGGUAAAAUUAGAUGGUCCAGAGAGGGAAAUACCUAAUCAGAAGAGCGGCAGUGAUCUUCAGACUAAAAAUGAAGAUGAAGGCACAAAGGCAUGGAUACCAUCAAGUUUAAGGGGACGUGCUGAUCCCAACUUGAAUGCUAUAAAAAUUGAAAAGUUAUCUGAUGAUGAAGAAGUAGACAUCACAGAUGAAGCAGAUGAGUUGACUUCUCAAGAUCCUCAAAAGAAUCCUAGCAAUGAUGUCUUAUUAAACAUUUCUAAUAGUAAAAGUCAUGAAACCAGUCAAGGGGAAUUUAUUGCUUACAAUCAGGUAUUGGAAUCUUCCAAGGAAUAUUUUCAGAAUAUAAAGCAAGGCGAGAUGGAAGCACUUCCAAGUUCAGGAAGUAAAUUUUGGACUGAAAAACAGAGCAUUAGUGACAAAAAAUCAGUUGAAUUAAAUGAUCAGAAAUGUAAUAAACUGAUGAAAAUCUCUGAAAAACAUGAUGGAAAUGGAAUAAUAGAUGAUGCCAGGCCAUUGCCUUCUCCAGAGCGUUGUGAAAUUCAGAAAGACUUGUGUGAUAAUGAAAUGCUUUUUUAUUCUUCCUGUCAAAUGGAAGAGGAGAGCCAUGAGGAAGAAGAGCUUAAGCCACCAGAACAAGAAGUAGAAAUAGAUAGAAAUACCAUUCAAGAAGAAGAAAAACAAGCAAUUCCUGAGUUUUUUGAGGGGCGGCAAGCUAAAACACCAGAACGCUAUUUGAAAAUUAGAAAUUACAUUUUGGAUCAGUGGGAGAUAUGCAAACCGAAAUACUUAAAUAAGACCUCAGUACGUCCUGGCCUGAAGAACUGUGGGGAUGUUAAUUGUAUUGGACGGAUUCAUACAUACCUCGAGUUGAUAGGAGCAAUCAAUUUUGGAUGUGAACAGGCUGUAUACAACAGGCCACCACCAGUUGACAAAGUACGAGUCAGAGACCGAAAAGAUACAGUGGAAGCAUACCAGCUUGCACAGCGUCUGCAGUCUGUGCGCACAAGGAGACGUAGGGUCCGAGACCCAUGGGGAAAUUGGUGUGAUGCAAAAGACUUAGAAGGACAAACUUUUGAGCAUCUCUCUGCUGAGGAAUUGGCAAGAAAAAAAGAGGAAAAAUGUAAACCUGUUAAAUCCUCAAAAGUACCAAGACCAACAAAAAGCUCAUUUGAUCCCUUCCAACUGAUACCUUGUAAUUUUUUCAGUGAAGAAAAGCAGGAGCCAUUUCAGGUGAAAGUGGCUUCAGAAGCACUUUUAAUAAUGGAUUUGCAUGCUCAUGUGUCUAUGGCAGAAGUGAUUGGUCUGCUAGGAGGAAGAUACUCAGAAGUUGAUAAAAUAGUUGAAGUCUGUGCAGCAGAGCCCUGUAACAGUCUGAGUACAGGACUACAGUGUGAGAUGGAUCCUGUCUCGCAAACACAGGCCUCAGAGACCUUGGCUGUGAGAGGCUAUAGUGUUAUUGGAUGGUAUCAUUCCCAUCCUGCCUUUGAUCCAAAUCCUUCCUUACGAGAUAUUGACACUCAAGCCAAAUACCAGAGUUACUUCUCCAGAGGCGGUGCAAAAUUCAUUGGAAUGAUUGUUAGUCCUUAUAAUCAAAACAAUCCUUUACCUUAUUCCCAGAUUACCUGCCUGGUUAUAAGUGACGAAAUUAGCUCAGAUGGCUCUUACCGGUUACCUUACAAAUUUGAAGUACAGCAGAUGCUGGAAGAACCUCAGUGGGGAUUAGUGUUUGAAAAGACAAGAUGGAUAAUAGAAAAAUAUCGGCUCUCCCAUAGCAGUGUCCCUAUGGAUAAAAUCUUUCGCCGGGAUUCUGACCUGACUUGUUUGCAGAAACUUUUGGAGUGUCUGAGGAAAACUCUGAGCAAAGUGACUAAUUGCUUCAUUGCUGAAGAAUUCUUAACUCAAAUAGAAAAUUUAUUCCUUUCCAAUUAUAAAAGCAAGGAAGAGAAUGGAGGGACUGAAGAGAACUGUGCUGUGGGUCCAAAGGAAUUGUUAAUGUAAUUAUUUUUAAGGAAGAUCUUCUGAUUUCGACUCCUUCUUUGCAAGUAAUAACCUUGAAAGUAUUGUAACUCAGCUAAUGGUGGCACAACUUUAGUAUUUUUUCUCUAGUCAUCAAAAUCCAAACUUUCCCACAUAAAUCCUGUGACACUUUUUUUCACACAGCAGUUAUCAGAGUGCCAUGUGAAGCAGGGUGUGCCGCAGUCUGCAGUCCCACCACGGCCGGCAGGCGCUGCUGGGGACUCUGAAGGGCUGUCUGUUUUUCUGGUGUAUUCAGGUUGAUAAAUGCAAUGUAUCUCUAGUAUUUAUUUCUCCCCAAA
Messenger RNA from Mustela lutreola (European mink), 2827 nucleotides. It is a transcript of the gene MYSM1, whose product is annotated as Myb like, SWIRM and MPN domains 1. The record is from RefSeq and is a predicted model, not a curated record. Bases 6 to 2510 code for a protein of 834 amino acids. Lineage: Eukaryota; Metazoa; Chordata; Mammalia; Carnivora; Mustelidae. Gene Ontology annotation, molecular function: polyubiquitin modification-dependent protein binding; metallopeptidase activity. Gene Ontology annotation, biological process: double-strand break repair. The transcript is spliced from 20 exons. Gene Ontology annotation, cellular component: BRISC complex; BRCA1-A complex.